This is a messenger RNA of Pangasianodon hypophthalmus (striped catfish), 5320 nucleotides long. It is a transcript of the gene larp4ab, whose product is annotated as La ribonucleoprotein 4Ab. The record is from RefSeq and is a predicted model, not a curated record. NCBI's taxonomy places the organism in Eukaryota, Metazoa, Chordata, Actinopteri, Siluriformes, Pangasiidae. Gene Ontology annotation, molecular function: mRNA 3'-UTR binding. Gene Ontology annotation, cellular component: cytoplasmic stress granule; cytosol. The transcript is spliced from 16 exons. Gene Ontology annotation, biological process: positive regulation of translation. The coding region runs from base 198 to 2291 and encodes 697 amino acids.
CGGCACUUGGCGCGUGCGAGUGUGCGCGAGGACUCACAGCGCUGAACUUUACACCGCGCGCUGCUUUAUUAUUUUUAAUAUUUUUUGCGGUUUAUUUAUUUAUUUAUUUAUUUUUAAGAAAAACAAAUCUGGAUUUAUAUCUCUGUCAGGUGGAUUGAGCGGGAGUUUAGUGACUGAGGAAGAGAAAAUAAAGCAUCAUGCUGCUGUUUGUGGAGGUGACCACGAAGGGAACCGGUCUGAAUCCUAACGCUAAAGUGUGGCAGGAAGCAUCAGCUCCUCUCUCCCAGAACGCCGAGGAGGCCACGGGAGCUCCUGAUUGGCCGCAGGAAGACCACGCCCCCGGCGCACACCUGGACGGAUGUAAAGGAUACGGCGCUGCGUACGGAGACUCCGCCCCUUCUGCAGACGCCGCUCUGCUCAACGGCCUCGACCCGGCACAACUGGAGUACCGCCCGUACGACCCGGUGGAGGAAGAGAUGUCUGAGGAGAGUCUGAGGGAAUCCCUUAAGAAACAGCUGGAAUUCUGCUUCUCCAGAGAGAACCUGUCGAAGGACCUGUACCUGAUCUCUCAGAUGGACGGUGAUCAGUUCAUUCCCAUCUGGACCGUCGCCAACAUGGAGGGUGUGAAGCUCCUGACCUCUGACCUCGACCUGAUCGUGGAGGUGCUGAAAGCGUCUCCCAUGGUCCAAGUGGACGAGAAAGGGGAGAAGGUCCGGCCCAAUAACAAGCGCUGCAUCAUCAUCCUCCGAGAGGUUCCUGAGAGCACACCUGUGGAGGAGGUUGAGGCUCUGUUUAAAAGUGAGAAGUGUCCUCAGGUCAUCAGUGUGGAAUUUGCUCACAAUAACAACUGGUACAUCACCUUCCAGUCUGAUACUGAUGCCCAACAGGCGUAUAGAUAUUUACGGGAGGAAGUGAAAACGUUUCAGGGGAAACCCAUAAUGGCCCGCAUUAAGGCCAUAAACACCUUCUUUGCUAAGAACGGCUACGGCGCCGUGGAUUCGUCCGUGUACGCGGGAAGCGCUCAGUCUCCGUUCUCGUCUCCGCUCUACCUGCCGCAGGUGUUCCAGCCUCAGCAGUAUCCGCUCUACAGCCUCGUCCCGCCCUCCUGGAGCCCGUCGCCUGCACCGUACUUCGAAACCCCGCUGGCUCCAUUUCCCAACGGAGCCUUUAACGGUUUCAGCGGAGCAGGAAGCUUCAAGAGCGGCUCGUCUCCCGUCGGCAGCGCCCGCCACUUCCCUCGCAACCGGAGCCACGUGAAGCCGCCGUCCCGCGCCGAUGGGCCUCAGUCGGACGGGUUCUCGGGUCUCAGCAGUACACAGAACCCCCGGACCGGCGCAGGACCCAAUUCCGACUCCGUCACUUCCGCUGAGUCUCCGCUGUCUCCCAGUGAGAACGGACUCGGUGACCUGGGCAGCAGCAGGGCCAGGAGAGGAAGUUACCGUGGCCUGAGGCGCAGGAGGGAAGACGAGCGAACGAGGCCCCUCCCAUCAACUGAGGUCAAAACCCCGCCUCCCAAGUUUGACCUGGCGACCUCUAACUUUCCUCCUCUGCCAGGGGGCGUGGCCGGGCCGCUUCCUGGGGGCGUGGUCACGCUGACGGAGAGCGUUCUGGAGAAUCGCAUGGCUGAUGUAGUGAAAGGCCUGAACAGAGACAAGUCGGACAACAGUAAACAGGAAGUGAUUAAAGAAUCCCGAGCUGCUCAGGAGGAAGUGCCGUCUCCUGUUCCUGCCACGCCCACAUCCACACCUGCACCACAGGACACGCCCACCCCCAGUGUUGCACCUCAGGUGAAGAACCCAGACGAGUGUCGGACCCUGACAGACGCCGCACCGGUCCUCAGUCCUGCUCCAAUCAUCACUGCUGCUGCUCAGCCUGACUCCGCCCCCAAACCCACAGACUCCGCCCCCUCCAGCACACCUGUACAGGAGCCUCGGAAACUGAGCUAUGCCGAGGUGUGUCAGAAACCCCGCAAAGACCCGCCCCCUGCGCCCUGUUUGAGCCCCAGCCCCACCCCCGACCCCGCCCAGUCUCCGCCCACCGUCAGCCAGCCGCUCCGCGAGCUCAGAGUGAACAAAGCGGAUCCGGAGACGAGCCGUCCUGCCGAGAAGGCGUGUGAAGGAAGACCUCCACGGGAGCCGUAUCGACGCGGCAGCGCCGCCAAGGGAGCGGGGUUUAAACUCCGAGAACAUCAGAGACGGCCCCCUCAGGGACGACGCUCCUCCCCUCACACGGGGUACAGCAACAGACGCAGCGGGAAGGAACAGAACAUCCCACCGAGAUCGCCGAAGUGACGGCGCGCGGGAUGUUUGCUCACUUUACGCCAACGUCGUAUAAAUAUCCAACGUAAAGAGAGUUAAAGUCUAUAAAUUCUAUAGAAUCUAUAAAAGUAUAAAAAUAUAAAACUGCACUACGUCUGGGACGAACAGGCGGCUAACACGCCACAGCACGAGCAAAAAAGCACGAGCAAAAAAGGGAACAUGAAGGCGGGACGUGACCCUCAGGAGCUGCAAAGCCGUGCGUGUACGUGGUUUAAAAAAAAGACAAAAAAAAAAAAAAAACACGUGGCUGGAAAUCGAUUCUUGACGCAUCUCAAUUUUCCUCCCAAAAUAAGACACUAAGCUUUAAUGUAUUGUUCAUUUAAUUAAAAAAAUAAAUAAAUAAAUAAAAAUGAGGUGCCAACAUUUAUGCUAUUUAAUCGUAGCACUUACGAUUUGUUGCUAUGGCGAUACAGGAGACGCCUGAUAAACAGAACGUGAAUACAGUUCACUGAAGGGGAAAGGACGUGACACACGUGUGCUUCUGUUGGCGCUUAACUUUCACUUUGUAGCUUUGUUACGGUUUCGUGAACUUUGACCUGUGAAAUCAUGAGCCAAUAGGAAACAAGGAGGCGGGACUAUAUUGUUUGGUUGAUUUGAGAAAAAAAUAAACGCUGUUUAGGUUUUAUUAUUAAGUAUAAAAGUAGCUUCACACCGAACUUCUGCCUCGCUGUCUUGUUACGGUUUCGUGACUCACGAUAACCGCCGAAAUGCAUGUUUUUUUUUUGUUUGUUUGUUUGUUUGUUUGUUUGUUUUCCUCCUGCUAAGAUUUUCUUGCUAGCUAUGUUGGUACUUUUGCGGGGGAAAAAUUGAUACGCGCUGUCCUGUGUAAGACGUUAACGUGUUUGGAUGCACGAUCUUUCAGGAAUCACGUGAGAAUCGAUUUUCAUCUCCUGGGUUUAAAACGUUCUUGAGGUUUUAGAGAAACGCCGCUAACGAGCGAAUGAUUUAUUCUCUUGAUGGAGAACAAACUGCAGGAUGUUUAUCGGGAUAGAGGGAGGAAGUCGGAGUGAAGCGACCUCAGAGAAUAAAAAGCUGAGCACUUGGAGAACGGAGAGGAGAAACGUAACGUAACGGGUUUUUACAGUCGCAGCGUCGGCCUGUCGCAAUUACGCAACCUCAUCAUGUGAUAAUAAGCGUGAAGGUUAGGGGCGGGGCGAUAUGUCGGAAAUGUAUCAUGAUAUUUACAGUCGUGUUUUAAAACCACUUCAGUGAUACUUUUAUUUAACGUUUUUUUUAAUUACGAAGAAAAAUUGUUCGUACAGUGAAAGUUUAUCACAAUAUUGAUGUUGUAUCAUCGUAUCGCUCGGCGCUGCACCUGCACCUGUAACGAAGCACCUGAGUGACAGUGUGUAGCUGCUGCUGACUCUUGUGGGCGUGGCCUGUCCCGCUUUUUUUUUUUUUUUUUUUUUUUUUUUUUUUUAAUGAGAAACAACAGCAGCUUCAUAAGCUAAAUAGGUAAAGACUGAGUCAAUCAGUGCGAAAGUCGUAUAUUUUUUUUUUUUUUUUAUAAAGUUUUUAAUUUCCAUGUAUACACAAACGUAAUGUUGCGCAUUAGCGACGAUGGUGAUGUAAUAAUUGCGACCGGCCCGCGACAGCAAACUGACGCUCGUCUUCCUGCUCUCAUGUCUUUAUUCCACUUUAUUGUAUAAAUUAAAUCCAUCCUCUGCUGUAUAAUAAUGUGAUGGAAGUUUUAAUGUGUGUGUGUGUGUGUGUGUGUGUGUUGUGUCAGUGAUUGAACCUGUGUGUGUUUAGUGUAUACAAAGUGUGUAUAAUACCUGUAGGUGGUGUGUGUGUGUGUGUGUGUGUGUGUGUGUGUGUGUGUGUGUUGGAUUUACGGGCAAAUGAUUCCUGUGUAUUCAUGAGUCAUUUUGGUGAUUCGUGAUUCUGAUUCGUGAUUCGUGAUUCUGACUCGGAGUCACUUUCUCUUUUCAUUUAAAUGUUAAUGGUUCAUUGUAUGAAUUCAUGGAUCAUUUUCGUCAUGAUUCUGAUUCGGAGUCGAGUUAUGUUGAUUGUUAUUAUUAUUUCCUCUAACGUUACCGUUGGUUGGUGUUUAAACCGUCGGAAGUUGAACGUGUGUGAAUGUUGAAUCGGAGUCGAGCGUCCUGACUCUACAGACAGACGCGUCAUCGUUAUCUUCCCGUCGUGUGAAACGUAAACGGCACAAAAUCCAGACCAAAGCCCAAUCAGCAGAGAGACAAUCUCAGGAAAUGCUGUUUAACCGCAGUGAUUCCCCAUAACCCCAUGACCUCUGACCUCUGACCCUCAUUAAGCGCUUGAUGUUGAACCGUUGUGUCUGAUUUUGUUGCUGAUGAAAUCUGAAUCGUGUGUGUGUGUGUGUGUGUGUGUGUGUGUGUGGAGGUUUUGAAUGUUACUUAAAACCUUCUGAAGGGGAUUAAAUGUGUCCCAACACUUAUAUUUUUUUUUUCUCUUUAUUGUUAAUUUUUGUUUUUAAUGUUUGUAUUUAUUUGUGCGUUGUGUUACGUUCUGUAUCUGUGUGUGUGUUUGUAUGGGGUUUUUUUUUUCUUGCUCUCAGUGAUGGAUAAUAUAGACAUUGUGCCACUAAAUAAUUUUUUUAUUAUUAUUAUUAAUUAAUUAAUUUGGGCUGAUGAGCAGUUUGAGUCUAAACACAUUAAUUUGUUUCAGGUAUUUACUAUUGUAUGAUUUUCUUUUUUCUAGAUAUUUCUAGUAGCAGGAUUGCUAGAAUAAAUUUUUUCUCUGUUUUCUAGUUCUUUUUUUUUUUUUUUUUUUUUUUCUCUACCCUCCCACUUUUUUUUUUUUUUUUUUUUUUUAAAUAUAAAGGGAGGUUAAUAGCCAACAUCUGGUGAGUAAAGUGUAUUUAUCGCAUCAUAAAGAUCUACAAAGUUGUUUAAAAUGAAGAAGUGUUUAAAAAAAAAAAAGGAAAUAAAUGAUGAAAUGAGCUGCAUUUGUUUUUUCUGUGUUUUAUGAGUCAUGUACAACCUUUAAAUCUAUUAAAUUUUAUUUUAGCACUAAAUCGUGUCUCG